AAGCUUUCAGUUGGUAUCAGUUCUCGGUUUGCUGUGGUCGGUAUUUAACUGUAAACAACGGGUUGUUUCGUUCGCUGUGAUUUGAAGAAUAUCGAGUAGUAUCUAAAAUGGACUACAAGCGCGUGGACUCCCCGCCGGCCUACUCGGACGACUUUGCUACCGCUCCUCCGGCGGAGACGGACCUGCAGCAGUACCCGGCGUCGCCCGCACCCCUUUAUCCGCCGAUGCCCCAGAUGAUCCAAACCACGGCGAUGUCGCCGCCGCCCGUGAACGUGGUCCAUCAUCAGACCACGGUGCUGGUGGACAAUCCCGGCCAGGGAAUGAUCUGUCCCCACUGCAACGCCCGGAUUCGCGUGCGCGUGGAGCACCAUCCCACCGGAAAGACCUACUGCCUGGCGGCGUUUCUCUGCCUGUUCCUGUGCUGGCCCUGCGUCUGCGCCCCUUGCUGCUGCAACUGCUGCUACAAGACCUCCCAGUUCUGCCCCAACUGCAACGCCUGCUUGGGUUCGUUUUGAAGACGCCAGCGAAAAAACUCGCCGAUUUCAUAUUUACUCCCACGUACACACUCUGUAUUCAUAUUCGUAUAUAACCAACUAUAUAUAUGUAUCUCCUCAUGGAUCGACGGCGUCUAAAUGGUGCCUCUAUCAGUAACACUUACCAUACUUAUGUAUAUAAAUAUACAUACAUACAUUCUUUAAGCGAAUCUGCUUUGUAAGCAAUGCCCAACUGACAGCGAAUUCGAACAAGGAAAAUAAAAUAAACAAAAAAAAGCUUGGCCAA
Drosophila teissieri is the source of this 780-nucleotide messenger RNA. Its product is annotated as lipopolysaccharide-induced tumor necrosis factor-alpha factor homolog. NCBI's taxonomy places the organism in Eukaryota, Metazoa, Arthropoda, Insecta, Diptera, Drosophilidae. The transcript has 2 exons. Gene Ontology annotation, molecular function: zinc ion binding. The record is from RefSeq and is a predicted model, not a curated record. The coding region runs from base 108 to 515 and encodes 135 amino acids.